UGGGUUUCUGUUGAUUUACGCUUAUCUCAUGAAUCCCAUCUCUGUACUUGCAUCAUUAUUAUUAUUACUCCAAUAAAUUCUAGAAAAAUGACACUUCCAAUUAAUUUAAGCUUUAAUACAAAAAAAAUGUUUUAAACCAUAUUUUUUUCUUGCCUUAUAGGCUUAUACCACUUCAUCCUCUCCUCUAUCCCCUAUUCAGUCUUUCUAUUCAUUUCUCUCAUGUGCUGCUGCUGAUGUUUAAAGGGAUGGGGAGAUUUUUCAUGAGGAUGACUCAACUUCUAUUUGUAUCUCUUGUCUUCCUGAGCUAUAUUCAGAAGGGGAAUGCUGGGAUAACCAGCACUUUUGUUCGAUCAGAGUGGCCAGCAACCGAUAUACCUGUUGAUGAUGAAUCAUUUUCUGUUCCAAAAGGUCAUAAUGCACCUCAACAAGUGCGGAUCACACAAGGUGACUAUGAUGGAAAAGCUGUUAUAAUCUCUUGGGUGACACCUGAUGAACCAGGAUCUAAUAAAGUGAAAUAUGGUACGUCAGAGGAUGACUUGCAUUUUACUGCAGAGGGAACCGUUUCAAACUACAGCUUUUACAAGUAUAAUUCUGGUUAUAUCCAUCAUUGUCUUGUUGAUGGCUUGGAGUAUGACAAGAAGUAUUAUUAUGAGAUCGGAAGUGGUGAUGUAACCCGUAAAUUUUGGUUUCAAACUCCUCCAAAGAUUGAUCCAGAUUCCUCAUACAAAUUUGGCAUAAUUGGGGAUUUGGGCCAGACAUAUAACUCUCUAUCUACACUCGAGCAUUACAUUCAAAGUGGGGCGCAAACUGUUUUAUUUGUUGGGGACCUUUCUUAUGCUGACAGAUAUCACCGUAAUGACAUUGGAAUGCGAUGGGAUACAUGGGGUCGUUUUGUUGAAAGAAUAGCUGCGUAUCAGCCUUGGAUUUGGUCUGCUGGGAAUCAUGAGAUAGAAUAUAUGCCUGACUUGGGAGAAGUUGUGCCUUUUAAAUCAUAUCUCCAGAGAUAUGCGACUCCUUAUGUGGCUUGUCAAAGCAGUGAUCCUCUUUGGUAUGCUGUCCGACGUGCAUCUGCCCAUAUAAUCGUGCUUUCCAGCUAUUCUCCUUACGUGAAAUAUACACCACAAUGGAGGUGGCUUGAACAAGAGCUAGCUAGAGUUGAUAGGGAGAAGACACCUUGGUUAAUUGUUUUGAUGCAUGUACCAAUUUACAACAGCAAUGAAGCACAUUUUAUGGAAGGUGAAAGCAUGCGAUCUGUUUUUGAAGAAUGGUUUGUUCGUUACAGAGUUGAUGUGAUCUUUGCAGGCCAUGUUCAUGCAUAUGAAAGAUCGUAUCGAAUUUCAAACAUACAAUACAAUGUAUCAAGUGGUGAACGUUAUCCUGUUCCAGACAAAGGAGCUCCGGUUUAUAUUACUGUCGGGGAUGGGGGAAAUCAAGAGGGUCUAGCUGGAAGAUUCAGGGAUCCACAGCCUGAAUACUCGGCAUUCAGAGAAGCUAGUUAUGGGCAUGCAACACUGGAGAUUAAGAACAGAACACAUGCUUUGUACCACUGGAAUCGAAAUAAUGAUGGAAAGAAAGUGCCUACUGAUUCCAUGGUAUUACUGAACCAGUACUGGGCUAGCACUAAACGAAGGAGGAAGCUGGAGAAUCCGCAAUCUUUUGGGUUAUCUUCUUUUUGAUUUCUAGGAUGAAGCUUUGGAUAAUGUUCUCAGAUGUUCAAUUUCAGUUAAUCCAACCAUUGUGCAAUAAUUUUAUGGUCAUUGAUAGAUGUCUUCUUUAUCCACUCUUGUCUUUCUUUUCUUUCUUUAUCCCUUCAGUAUCUUCAUAACACCUCCUCGUUUGAUCUCUUUUGUGAGCAAUCUCAAGAACGAAUUUAAACACGUGAAAAACAAAAGUGUAUCGUAAACAUGAGGAUGGCAUGGAGCGGCGAGUCCUUUGUAGUUAACCUAUUGAUGAAGUUCAAUGUCUAUUCCUUGUUUCUAUU
Molecule: messenger RNA, 1981 nt
Organism: Amaranthus tricolor (Joseph's coat)
Lineage: Eukaryota; Viridiplantae; Streptophyta; Magnoliopsida; Caryophyllales; Amaranthaceae
Product: bifunctional purple acid phosphatase 26-like
Exons: 10
Coding region: 234-1676 (480 amino acids)
Molecular function (GO): acid phosphatase activity; metal ion binding
Source: RefSeq, a predicted model, not a curated record